Molecule: messenger RNA, 1098 nt
Organism: Lachnellula hyalina
Lineage: Eukaryota; Fungi; Ascomycota; Leotiomycetes; Helotiales; Lachnaceae
Gene: rtn1
Product: Reticulon-like protein
Exons: 4
Coding region: 1-1098 (365 amino acids)
Source: RefSeq, a predicted model, not a curated record
AUGUCUGAUUCCACCCACAACGAUACGGUGGUGCCCUCCAUCGAGAGCAACACCAAUGGUUCUUCUCUGGAGAACGCAAAGAACUCCGUCGUCAACAACGCCUCUGCUGCUGCCAACGCAGUUGCUAACCAUCCUUUGACCCAAAGUGUUACCAACGGACCCGUGGCAGACAACGUCAAGGACCAGCACGCAAAGACCCAAGCCGAAUUCUCCAACCUUGCUGCUGCCCGUACAACCCCGACAACACCUGCGGCUACUGGUCAGCAACUCACACACUACCAUUCCUUUUUCUCAAGUCUGCUCUCAUGGGAGAAUCCCCGUGCUUCAGGCAUUGCCUAUGCCUCUGUCGUCCUGUUUAUCUUCGCAGCCCGAUACCUUGAUAUUCUCCGAUAUGCUUUCAAGGUUACAUGGAUGACUCUGGGUGUUACUGUUCUGGCUGAAAUAGCCGGAAAAGCCCUGUUUUCCCACGGCUUCACUUCUCAACUCCGCCCCAGAAAGUACUACACAGUGUCAAAGUCGACUCUCAACUCUCUCAUCGGUGAUUUCCACGAGCUCAUCAACUUCUUCGUCAUUGAGUCUCAGCGUAUUGUCUUUGCCGAGAAUGUCUUUGCAUCUGGAGCCGCCUUCCUCGGUGCCUUCAUCUCUUACUUUUUGAUCAAGUUUGUCCCAUUCUGGGGUCUCUCUCUCAUCUCUACCUCCGUUCUGUUCCUCGCACCUCUUAUCUACAAGACGAACAAGGAGGUCAUCGACCAAUACCUCCACCAAGCUGCGGAUAUUGCCAACCAGCAAACCGAACAAGUCCGACAAAUCGCCAGCCACCAUGCAGCCCGCGCAACCGAGACUACCAAGCAAUAUGUCGGCGACUAUUCCCACAAGGCACAAGAAAUGAUUGGCAACGCUCGUGGAAGAUCUACCUCCCCUGUUCUAUCUACCAAACCAGUCAAAACCGAACCUUUUGUAGCUAAGAAUGAGAACACUCCAAUAGUUAAAAGCGAGGAUUUCCCAGCCGCACCGAAGGAGGAGUUCGUAUCCGCUCCACCAGUUGGAGAGGUUGCCAAUGCGUUGAGGAGCGAGAAUGAGCCAUUGCUUGCUAUUUAA